Protomyces lactucae-debilis is the source of this 1948-nucleotide messenger RNA. Its product is annotated as catalase-like domain-containing protein. The coding region runs from base 242 to 1867 and encodes 541 amino acids. Gene Ontology annotation, molecular function: catalase activity; heme binding. The transcript has 2 exons. Gene Ontology annotation, cellular component: cytoplasm; peroxisome; mitochondrion. The record is from RefSeq and is a predicted model, not a curated record. Gene Ontology annotation, biological process: response to hydrogen peroxide; hydrogen peroxide catabolic process. Lineage: Eukaryota; Fungi; Ascomycota; Taphrinomycetes; Taphrinales; Protomycetaceae.
AAGUUCAAGCAAGAUACUGCACAGCGCUCAAGGCCCAAGGCUCGAGGCUCAAUGUUCAAGACUCAGAAGAGCCUUUCAUAAGUGACGCCCUGCUGACACAAUCACACACAUCAUUCGACGGCCACUUCGGCUUCUUCCCGCGCCCCGAUCGAGAUGCGAAAAGAUGACGUCGUAAAAGGGGCGACACGACUACAAAGACAGCACCACUCGCCACUCUGCUCUUCAUCUGCCAAUAUCCAUCAUGGCUCCAGAGAAUAAUAAAGGAAAGACAGGCCUCAAUUUCAAGCUCCGUGACUUUGGCGCAGACGCUGCAGAUUCCGGUGCAGUCUACACCACCUCCAAUGGUGUUCGCAUGCCCAAUCCAGCUGAAGCACAGCGCGUCGGCGAGAAUGGACCUCUUCUUCUUCAGGACUUCCAUCUACUUGACUUGAUCUCGCACUUCGAUCGCGAGCGUAUCCCAGAGCGUGUUGUACACGCCAAGGGUGCAGGUGCGCAUGGUACCUUUACCUGCACAAAGUCUCUCAAAGACCUGUGCAUGACUGGUAUCUUUGCAGAAGAAGGCAAGUCCUGCCCGGUAACUGUUCGAUUCUCCACUGUCGGUGGCGAGUCUGGUUCACUGGAUGCUGCGCGUGACCCUCGUGGUUUCUCCAUCAAGCACCGAACAGACGAAGGUAACAUGGACUGGGUCUUCAACAACACCCCCAUCUUCUUCCUACGAGACCCAGCAUUGUUCCCGCUCUUCAUUCACACGCAGAAGCGUCACCCGCAAACGCAUCUCACACAUGCUCAGGACUCAACAGCAUUCUGGGACUACCUCUCGCAGAACCCAGAAGCCGUCCACCAAUUUAUGAUUCUCAUGGGUGACCGUGGCAUUCCAAGCAGUUAUGCGACCAUGAAUGGCUACAGCUCACACACAUUCAAGCUUGUCAAUGACGAGGGCGAGUGGGUGUAUGCACAGUUCCACAUCAUGGCAGACGAGGGAGUUAAGACCCUCACGAACGACGAGGCUGCCAAGCUUCCUCCUGAUUCGCACACGCAAGACUUGUUCGAGCGUAUUGAGAGUGGCAAAUUCCCCACAUGGACCUACAAUGUGCAGACCAUGACACCUAAGCAGGCCGAGCAGUCUGGCAUCAAUGUCUUUGAUCUCACCAAAGUCUGGCCACAUAAGGAGUUCCCUUUGCGAGAGUUUGGCAAACUCGUCUUGGACUCAAACCCGGCAAACUACUUCAGCGAGGUUGAGUUGGCAGCCUUUAAUCCUGCUCACUUGCUUCCUGGUAUUGAGCCUUCGGCUGAUCCAGUCUUGCAGUCUCGCUUGUUCUCUUACCCGGAUGCACACCGAUACCGAAUUGGCAGUAACUACCAGCAGUUGCCCGUCAACCAGACUAACACGCCAUACCUGGCAGGCAACUUCCAGCGCGAUGGACAAAUGGCCUACUACAACCAGGGUGCCCGUCCUAACUACAUGUCAUCGCUCAACCCCAUCAAAUUGUCUGAGCGCAAGUAUGGCAUUGACAAGGUGCACGCCGAGUACAUGGGCAAUGCUAUUGCCUACCUGUCAUCCAUUCGCAAGGAAGACUUUGACCAGCCUCGUGCAUUGUGGACAAAGGUGUUUGACGCUGGACAGCGCGAACGCAUCACCGACACCAUUUCGGGACACAUGGCGAAUGUGUCAGACCCAGAAAUCAUCAAACGCUGCAUCGGCAUCUUCUAUGAGGUGCACGAGGAGUUUGGCCGGUUGAUUGAGAAGAAGACUGGUUGCAAGGAUGCGUACCACUCGAUUGAGGGCAUGAAGUUCACGCAGCGCAAUGAGAUGGGUGCUGGUGUCAACGCCACGAAUGGCUCGCAGAAUGACAGUACACACAAGUGACAUGUCUUGCUGAAUAGCAUUUAUAGUAAGGAAGCAUGUUUAUGAGGAAAGGCCAUUAUGUGACUUGUCUGUCUAUUUCCG